CCGUGCGGGAGAAGGGGUCUGGGAGGGUAGGACCCAGGGCGCAGGUCUCUCUGGCUGCCUACGCCGCUGUCUCGGGAGCGGACGCGGCCGCUUUAAGGCGCGGUGACCCCACGGCACCCGCGGGCGGGGCGGGGACAGUGCGGGCUUCCGCGGCACCAGCGGAGGCGAAUGCGAGGGAGAGAGUGCGCGGCGUCCGGCCCCAGCAUGCUGACCGCGUUCGCCCCGCCAACCCUGCCCGGGCUCCCAGGGCGGCUGCCCGCCGCCCCCGCGCGGCGCCAGGACUCCUCCAGUUCGUCAGGCUCCUACCACACGGCUCCGGGUUCUCCAGAGCCCCCGGACGUUGGGCCGGACGCGGAGGGCAGGGCGAAUUGGCCCACGGUGGCCCCUGUGCUGGGGGAGGGCGCGCAGCCUCGCCUGUCCGUCAGCGCCCAGAAUAGCCGCCAGCAGCUCGGGCCCGGCUCGGGUUUCCCGCGAGGCCCGGCCUCGGGCCCGCGGCCACCCCAGCCCCAGCUGCGCAUGCUGCCGUCGGGGGAGAUGGAAGUCAUCUUCGGCGCCGGGCCCCUGUUCAGCCGUUCCGACGCGGAGGAUAGCGAGGUGCAACAGCUCACGACGCGGACCUUCCGCAGCCUCUCUCCGCCCGGCUCCGCGUCUCCCAUCCCUGCCGAACCGCAGCCCCAGGGCCCCGACGGUGGCUCCCGCUGGGCCACCUACCUGCAGCUGCGACCCCGCGGGCCGAGUCCUGCCACCCCAGCGCAGUUCGAGUGUGUGGAGGUGGCGCUGGAGGAGCGUGCCGCGCCUGCCAGGCCCCGGACGGUGCCCAAACGUCAGAUCGAGCUGCGCCCCCGGCCCCGGAGUCCCCCACGGGAGGCCAGCGCGCCGCCCCCGCGACUGUUCCUGCGCACCGGCUCCCUGGACGAGUCUCUGGGCCGCCUGCAGGCUGCCGCGGACCUCGUGCAGACGGCGCUGGCCAGAAAACUGAGUCCCGCGACCCCUGCCCCAAGCAGCGCCACCUUCGGACCCACGGUACCGCCAGAGCCUGCGACCCCGGAAACGCCCCGCAGUACUCGAGUGGCCCUGGAGGAGGCCAGGUCUCGGCCACCUCGUGUGCAUUAUAGUUCAGCCCCCGCCAGGGCCCCACGACCGUGGCCUAGCCUCCGUGAGCGCGCAAUUCGGCGCGACAAGCCCGCGCCCGGGACCGAGCCGCUGGGUCCAGUUAGUUCCAGCAUCUUCCUGCAGUCUGGGGAGAAGAUCCAGGAGGCGCACUACCAGGAACCCAAGACUCGGUUCCCGCGAGAGACUCCGGAUCGAACCGUCCUGAGGGCACAGAGUCCUUCUUCCCAGUCUAGGGCCCCCCGGGAGGUUUCGAGUAAGGCUGUGAGACCGAGGAGCCCAUCCCCGCUGUGGCAAGCUCCAAAUGGGACCGUGCGGGGUCCUCGUUGCCCCUCGCCCCAGAACCUGUCCCCGUGGAAUAGGGCUAUCCGGAAGGUGAGUAGCCCGUCGCUCCCCGAGGCAUCCUCCGCAUGGGGAAAUCAGGAUGCUGCUGUCACUGAAACUGUCAGCAGAAAGAGCCCUUCCCCUCCGACCCUUUCCCAGUGGAAUCAGGGUGUUGCCAGUGCAAGAAGCCCAUCCCCCGAAGCUCCUUCCUCGUGGGAGGUUCCGCAUGCGGCAGGUGGGGAUACAGUUGAGGGGAGUAGGAGCCCGUCUCCGCCAACCUUGUCCUCAUGGGAGACUCCAGAUCGUCCUACUGGGACGUGGAGCCCAUCGCCCCAAGAGACGUGGGACUCCACAGUGCAGAGCUCAGCGGUAGUGUCUACGCGGGAAGCUAUGAAUGGCGUAGCCCAGGAGGAACUGGUGCCACCCACGCCAUCUGCACCCGAGACUCCAGAGCUAACAGAGGCGCAGAGUCCGUCCACGCGGGAGAUGCCGGAUCUUGCCUUCCGAGGCAGCCAGCUGUCGCCAGCGGUGGCUGCACCGCAGCUGCCCCUCAGUCGCCUCGUGGGCACCCUGGAUGCCAAUGCGCGCCCGGAAGCCUUGGGCUCUGGAGAAGCGGCCUCGGGACGCCCGCGCGUGGCCAUUCCGCGGCCCCGAGACGUGCGCAAGAUGGUGAAGACCACAUACGCGCCAAGCUUCCCGGCAAGCACCCCAGGCUCAGGGCUGCCUGCGCCUCCUGCGGAACCCCGCGGGGAGGAAGGCGGCGCAUCCAAGACACAAGAGCUGCAGGCACCGGGGGCCCCCGCCCCGGCUCACUACACUUCCGUUUUUCUCAAGGACUUUCUGCCGGUCGUGCCACACCCCUACGAGACCCCAGAGCCAACCCCAGACACAGUCCCCCGGGACGUUACGCAGCCCAACGGGGUCCUGCGGCGGAGGGCAGAGAACAGCACGGCGAAACCCUUCGCGCGCACUGAGAUCCGCCUGCCUGGUGCCUUGGCCUUAGGCCGCCGGCCGGAGGGAACCCAGGGAGUUGUGGUGCGCGGUCCUGGCGGAAAGAACAGGGAUGCAGAGCCCCAGCGCCUGGUCCCCGACGACAAGGGUCGUACCAGCCCUCUAGGCGGCGCUCGCACAUCACCCCAGAAGUCGCCGAUAGGGCCGGCAGGGACCCAACCUCCCGGACCGCCCCGCCCCAGCUCCCCGCAGGCGCACCCUAACUCGAGCCCUGGAAUAGCACCGAAACAGGAGACGCCGCCUAUGGCCCCUGAGCCCGCGAUUGCGGUCCAGUCGCCCCUCCCGCGGGAGCCCCAGGCGUCCGCUGGCAGAGCGGCCCCGCCCCAGGCCCGCGCCGCCUCGGCGCCUCCCAUGGACCGGUCCCCGGAAGGCCCCUCCCAGGGGGCGCGCAGGCCGCCCGGGGCCGCGCACCCGGGGAAGGUCCUGGUGGACCCAGAGAGCGGCCGCUACUACUUUGUGGAGGCGCCGAGGCAGCCUCGGCUGCGGCUGCUCUUCGACCCCGAGAGCGGGCAGUACGUGGAGGUGCUGCUGCCACCCUCGCCCUCGGUGCCACCCCGCCGCGUCUACACCCCGCUGGCCCUGGGCCCCGGCCUCUACCCGCCUGGCUAUGGGCCUAUCCCUGGCCUCUCACUGCCACCAUCCCCGGGUCCGCCGGCCUUCAGCGGCCCCCAGCUACCCUGGGCCUCCGAGGCGGGGCCCCUGGACGGGAUGUACUACCUGCCAGUGAGCGGGACCCCCAGCCCCGCGCCUCCUCUGCUCCUCUGUGCUCCACCCUCCAGCUUGGGUCCCGCCCAGCCGAGCAAGGGCUCCUUGUUCCCCGUGUGAGGCCCCAGGGCCUGAUCCCCAUGGUGUUGGGGCCCAUUAAUGGCCUUGGAGGUUCUGGCAUCCAGUCCUGUGCCCUCUUUUCCUUCUUUCACCUCUUUCUUUUACCCAUCUCAUGCAGUCUUCAGACCAGAAGUUACCUUCAGAGUGCUUAUCUGAGACCCCCAGCGCUGAUGGAGCUGGAGCUCAGGAAAUGGCUGCCUGUUUCCUCCCCCCGACAAAAUCGUAUACCCCUUUCCCAAGCAUUCCCAGAGUGUGGUGUGUUGGAGGGCUGUGUGUGUGUGUUGUGGGAUGAAAAAAAUGCAGAACGUGAGAGUUGUGAGUUAAGUUUUAU
This is a messenger RNA of Balaenoptera musculus (blue whale), 3601 nucleotides long. RefSeq names its product proline rich basic protein 1 (gene PROB1). Bases 169 to 3270 code for a protein of 1033 amino acids. Lineage: Eukaryota; Metazoa; Chordata; Mammalia; Artiodactyla; Balaenopteridae. Gene Ontology annotation, cellular component: nucleoplasm. The transcript has a single exon. The record is from RefSeq and is a predicted model, not a curated record.